Messenger RNA from Caenorhabditis elegans, 891 nucleotides. It is a transcript of the gene T25D1.1, whose product is annotated as SPK domain-containing protein. Lineage: Eukaryota; Metazoa; Nematoda; Chromadorea; Rhabditida; Rhabditidae. The transcript is spliced from 8 exons. The coding region runs from base 1 to 891 and encodes 296 amino acids. The record is from RefSeq and is marked reviewed.
AUGCUACCAAGGGAGGAAAGUGGUCCCCGAUUGGAUUCGCAGCAACUCAGCUGUUCGAUUGUCAACGUGGAGUUCCUUUUGACAGGGACACUUGUGAGAGAAGUUUCAUGCAAUUGGUCAGAAACAAAAAAGAUGUGGAAUUUUUUUUUUCAGCUUGCUUUGGGACUAGCAUUUGUCGCCGGCAAGGGAAACAGAAACCAAGAGCCCAAACCGGAAAACCUUGAAGAAACGGUGGCUAAAACGACUAUUCCGAAUAUUGGAUUUUCAGUCGACACGGCGAAAAAAUGCGACGCUAACUUGGUUCUUCCGAGUCAACGUUACUUCAAAAUUUCGGAAGCCUUAAAGCCAGGAGAAAUCGGAGGAGCCACGUCUUCAAAAUUCGUCAGCCACACUAGAAAAUUGGCUAGAAAGAUGUUUGACAAAAUCGAUAAAGUGAACGACUUGAUGAUUUGCUAUGCGGCUACUUCAUCAUCGACAUCGAAAAAGUACAAUGUGAUCAACGAUCAAUUCUUCAUCAAACUCGCCGAUUUCUUCAUUCACGGAUUCGGCCAAAAACCAACGGGAGAUCGAAGAGAAUUCGUCAAAAAUUUGCUCGUCGAAGUGAUGCACAACAAAUUGAAUCGCAUUCGAAAUCGCUACAAUCAAGAAAAAGGUGCAAACAAAAGUGAGGAGGCGGGAAAAUGGAUGCAAAUGGAGCUCAAAAAGGAAAAUUGCGGAGAACUAGUGAGAACACGGCUGCAACUUCCAUCUGCAAGCAAUGACGUUUGGGACGAUGAAGAUGUGGAAAACGAUGCCUUCGAAACACCAGUUCGAGAAGAAUAUCGACGUGAAAAAGAAAAUGAGCAUCCACGAAGUGUGGAGCCUGAGGAGCCGGAUGAUAUGAUGGAUUAG